UCCACGAUAGGCUCGAUACGGGAGAGUUGUAGGAGCCAGAGGUCGUGGAGACGAGAUUGGAGCAUGGCGGCUGUCGUGAGAACCUUCAUGAACUUGCCAUUUAAAUACAGCGGCUAUGUUCGCCACCGCAUGGUAUCUUCCAGAUCAAUGGCUUCUAAAGCAACAGUGGGAUUCGUAGGACUGGGCAACAUGGGAAGUCCAAUGGCGCAGAACCUCAUAAAGCAUGGCUAUCCCAUCAUUGCGACUGAUGUCUUCCCAGAGUCAUGCAAAGCAGUACAGGAUCUGGGAGCACAGAUUGUGGACUCUCCAGCUGUUGUGGCUGAACGAGCUGAUCGAGUUAUAACCAUGCUGCCCUCAAGUCCAAAUGUGAUUGAAGUCUACACUGGACCAAAUGGCAUUCUGAAGAAAGUCAAGAAAGGAUCACUGCUCAUUGAUUCGAGCACCAUUGAUCCUUCAGUUUCUCAGGAAAUGGCCAAGGCAGCAGAAAAGACUGGAGCACUGUUCAUGGAUGCGCCUGUAUCAGGAGGUGUCAGUGCAGCACGAGCAGGCAAUCUCACGUUCAUGGUUGGUGGAUUGGAAGAAGAAUUUAAUGCAGCCAAGGAACUGCUGAGCUGUAUGGGAAACAAUGUGGUUUACUGCGGAGGGGUUGGAACAGGGCAGGCAGCAAAGAUCUGUAACAACAUGCUUCUCGCAAUUAGUAUGAUUGGAACCGCUGAAACAAUGAAUCUGGGAAUCAGGCUAGGGCUUGACCCGAAGCUUCUGGCGAAAAUUCUGAACAUGAGCUCAGGUCGAUGCUGGUCAAGUGAUACGUAUAACCCCGUACCGGGAGUGAUGGACAGUGUGCCUUCUGCUAACGAUUAUCAAGGUGGAUUUGCAACGGCCUUAAUGGCAAAGGAUCUGGGAUUAGCUCAAAAUUCUGCCACAAACACUAAAACCCCGGCACUACUGGGAUCAUUGUCCCAUCAGAUUUACAGGAUGAUGUGUGCACGAGGCUACACGCAGAAAGAUUUCUCUUCGGUGUUUCAGUUCCUGCGUGAAGAAGAAAAUAUAUAAACCAGUCCAACAUCGAAGUGCGUCUUGGAAAAUACAGUCAUGAGAAUUUGUCCGUGAAUGGUCAAAUAACUUCGCUUAUCUAACAUAAAAAGGACAGAGUAAAUCUGUAGCUGCAAAUCGUGAUCCCAAUGUGACUGUAUAGUCUCCUAGAGAACAGCUUUUGAAAAUAUGCACCCAGAGGUCGCUUAUUUAACUGUGGGAUUAGGUAAUAAAAGCAUUUAGAAACUGGAUUGCAAACAAGAUAGCCAGGAAGCUUUGAGGUACGAGUCUGUUACAUAUUAUGUAGGUUUUUGAUUUGUUGCAGAGGGAAAAAACAAGGAACUAACUUUGAGUUUUAUGUUUUGAGAGCUUCAUUUCCACUCCAAGAACUGACAUAUUACAGAUUUUCAUUUUAGCGUUGGUUUUUCUUUCUCUGGAUCAAACAUUGAUCAGAAUCAAUUAUAAAUUCUUGACAAGUACUAUUUCUUUAAAUAUUAAAUUAAUAUGUGAUAUUAAAUUGAAAUAAAAUUCUAUUAAUCAUG
Molecule: messenger RNA, 1574 nt
Organism: Mobula hypostoma (lesser devil ray)
Lineage: Eukaryota; Metazoa; Chordata; Chondrichthyes; Myliobatiformes; Myliobatidae
Gene: hibadhb
Product: 3-hydroxyisobutyrate dehydrogenase b
Exons: 8
Coding region: 64-1053 (329 amino acids)
Biological process (GO): L-valine catabolic process
Cellular component (GO): mitochondrion
Molecular function (GO): NADP binding; NAD binding; 3-hydroxyisobutyrate dehydrogenase activity
Source: RefSeq, a predicted model, not a curated record